AUGGCGUGCGGCUCAUGGCGGCCCGAGCCCCUGGCCAUGGCGCCGCUCGCGGCGGCCUUGCUUCUUGCUGCGCUCCUGGCCAUGGCGCGCGGCUCGCGACGGCCUGAGCCCCUGGCCAUGGCGCGGCUCAUGCUCCUGCGCUGCGGCUGCUCCUCCUCGCGGCGUUCAUUCCCGCCGUCGUGCUUGUCUUGGCGCGUGACGGAUGGUGGAGGUGGCCGUCGGUGGGUGUCCCUCCUUCGCCCGCCGCCUCCCUUCGUCCCUUCACCGCCGCCGCCCUUCGUCCCUUCGCCGCCCCCGCUCCAUCCAUUCACCGUCGCCCUGGCACUGAUCCGGCGCGUAAAUCGCACAUCACAAGCGCCGGCCUCCACUGAUCCGGCGCUGGUCCAGGAUCCGGCGUCGAUCCUGGUCAAGACCCGUCGCCAGAGACGUCCAGGAUCCGGCUACACCUUUCACCAGCCGCCGCCGAGGAGCCCUACGCCGCAGCCAAGAUCCGAGAGGAGCAGCCGCCGCCGAGAUCCGAGAGGAGCAGCCGCCGCCGAGGUUCGAGAGGAGCUGGCCACCACGACCUCCCUCCCCAGCCGGCCGCCACCACCUCCUCCCCCACCCCUCCCCCACGUGCCUGGCAUAGGUGGGUCUCAGCCUCCCUCCUACCUCCGUCCAAGGUUAGGAACUCCCCUCCCCUCCCGAUCUCCUCCCUUCGUCCAAGGCCACGAGCUCCCCCCCCUACCCGAUCUGACGAAGAGAGGGCCAGACCUUCCACUCCGGUGUUCGAUGUGGCCAGAUCCAGCCGGGGGACUCACCGCAGAGCCUCCAUGUCGGCGGAGCAGCAGCAGCCCAACAGAAGGAUUUAGAAUUAUGACAAGGAGUCAGGGACACAAUCAGAUUUAUACCAUCCGUUGUGAUGAUACAAGGAAAGUAAACAUAUACGCAUAUUGUGUUCAACGUGAUGAUACAAGCGAAAGCUGGCCUACGCCGCCAACUAAUCUGCGGCAGCGUGGAAGGAGUGUUCAAAAGCAGCAGGAACAGUUGUUCCACUGCUGGUCGGAGGGAGAGCUUGGCAAGGGAGAUAGAGGGAGCUCUACAACCACGAUCUUGGCAUACAACCCGAUGGCAUCAUGCCCACUUAAGCUUCUUCCAUGUUUCAAUUCUUGUAUUUGUUGGUCUUUUACUGUCAGAGCUUACGAAAUCCAUUACAAAUGGAGGUGAGGCCAAGUCGUGAACUUGCUGAGACGUCUUUGCCUUGAAUUCUAAGGCUUGAAUCUAAAUGGAGGUGAGGCCAAGUCUUGAACGAAUACUAAGGUUUGCAUCUUUUAUAAAGCUUGACAGUUACUGUGUAGUUUCAGUUAACAUGAUAGUCACGCGUGGUGAAUCUCUUUUCUUGUCCAAAGAUUUCACGAAUCCAUUAUUGCCUACAGAACAACAUCCUAGGGCCCUCCCAGUUUGAUUCUCUUUAUUUUGCUAUAUCUCAACUAUUACAUACAUCAUUUAUGCUCUGAAGCUAACCAUUGUAUGCUUUGAUUGGUUGGAGCGGCAAGGUUUUCCAGAUCCUGGGAGUCUAUCCCUUCCAACAAUCUGGAGGUAGCAUAGUACAUCCGUACUCACAGCUGGAAGAAUUCCAAGAUAGACCAUUGCUUCAAGGUUGGGAGCGGCCACAACAUAAUUGACAUCAAAACCAGAUCUGGGUCCUACAUAUCCGGUCUUGCUCGUAUCCUACAAUGGUUUACAGAUGGUGUGGCUCCUUGCACUAAGAUGAUCGAUCAGAGAUCUAGAGUCCUCAAUACAAAUCGAUGACGCCUCCUCAAGAUUCACUUCUUCGUAGCCCCCAACCUUGGUAUAGUAUAAAAACCUACAAAUAAAUCAGAAGAAUAGGCAAUUAUCGGAUGCUUAUGUUUGUUGGUGUAGUAGCCCUCUUAAGUCCAGUCCUAGAGAAGUGUGUCGUAGAAGCAUAUCAGGAAGACAUGGACGUGGAUAUGCAUUAUGGUUGUAUUAUGGAUGUGGAAAUGGUCGCUAUAUUAGCUAUAUCUUUUACAUAUUUUUCUGA
Triticum aestivum (bread wheat) is the source of this 2041-nucleotide messenger RNA. RefSeq names its product formin-like protein 5. The transcript has 5 exons. The record is from RefSeq and is a predicted model, not a curated record. NCBI's taxonomy places the organism in Eukaryota, Viridiplantae, Streptophyta, Magnoliopsida, Poales, Poaceae. Bases 1 to 1206 code for a protein of 401 amino acids.